AUGGCGGCGCUCUCCGUGCCCCUCCGCGCCGCGGCCGUCGCCGCCGGACCCCGCGCCGCCGCGGCCGACCCCGUCAAGGUCUCGUGCGUGAGGAGCACUGGCUCGGCUCACUUUGGCUGCGCCUUCCCCUCCAUCACGGCCUCCUCUUCGGCUGCGAGGAACAUCGAGCCGCUGAGGGCGAUAGCUACACAGGCGCCCCCUGCCAUGCCACAAUAUUCGAGUGGGGAGAAGACAAAGAUUGGCAUCAAUGGGUUUGGGCGUAUUGGCAGGUUGGUCCUGCGAAUUGCAACCAGCAGAGACGAUAUUGAAGUUGUGGCUGUGAAUGACCCUUUCGUUGAUGCUAAGUACAUGGCCUAUAUGUUCAAGUAUGACUCCACUCAUGGCCCGUUUAAAGGUUCUAUUCGUGUUGUGGAUGAUUCAACCCUGGAGAUCAAUGGGAAGAAGGUCACAAUUACAAGCAAAAGAGAUCCUGCAGAGAUUCCAUGGGGUAACUUUGGGGCUGAAUAUGUUGUUGAAUCUUCUGGUGUCUUUACAACGACUGAUAAAGCAUCAGCACACUUAAAGGGUGGUGCUAAGAAAGUGGUGAUAUCUGCACCAUCAGCAGAUGCUCCCAUGUUUGUAGUUGGAGUUAAUGAGAAUAGCUAUGAUCCAAAGAUGAAUGUUGUUUCUAAUGCUAGUUGCACAACCAACUGCCUUGCUCCGCUUGCCAAGGUUGUCCAUGAGGAAUUUGGCAUCGUGGAGGGCCUUAUGACAACUGUUCAUGCCACAACAGCCACCCAGAAGACUGUUGAUGGUCCUUCGAUGAAGGAUUGGAGAGGAGGACGUGGUGCUGGCCAAAACAUAAUUCCUAGCUCCACUGGUGCCGCAAAGGCUGUUGGAAAAGUCCUACCUGAGCUGAAUGGAAAGCUCACUGGCAUGGCCUUCCGAGUUCCAACACCAAAUGUCUCUGUUGUGGACUUGACAUGCCGGAUUGAGAAAAGCGCCUCCUAUGAUGAUGUGAAAGCAGCCAUCAAGGCAGCGUCAGAGGGUGCCCUCAAAGGUAUUCUUGGCUACACAGACGAGGACGUUGUUUCCAAUGAUUUUGUUGGUGAUUCUAGGUCAAGCAUCUUUGAUGCCAAAGCUGGUAUUGGACUGAGCUCUUCUUUCAUGAAGCUCGUGUCUUGGUACGACAACGAGUGGGGCUACAGCAACCGGGUUCUGGACCUGAUCACCCACAUGGCUCUUGUCAGCGCCAAGCACUGA
Miscanthus lutarioriparius is the source of this 1242-nucleotide messenger RNA. Lineage: Eukaryota; Viridiplantae; Streptophyta; Magnoliopsida; Poales; Poaceae. The record is from the annotation of a GenBank genome assembly.